ACUCCAUCCAGUGCCUAGUCGAUAGAAGGCGUAGUAUUAACAACGCUCGUUCCUCGAUGCCAAUAUCAACUUCAUCCUCUACACCUCAUCAACUUGCUACAACCCAAGAUUCGACUUGGCGUCUAGAAGCCUCGUUUUCAGCCUGUGCGCAAGAUCGUGAAAAAUUCUACACGUCAGAAAAUCUUUCGCAGAAUCCAUCGCCUCGAAACAGCGCAGCUGGGGAAAAGAAAAACUUGAACUCGCACGGCCGAGGGAGGGCUAAGUCACGAAAAAAGGACACAAGGCAAAAAAGUAACGAUUCCUCGACACAAAUUUUGUUGUUCACAAUGACAAAAUGUUGAAAAUCUCAGAGAGGUAUCUAUCUAUCCAUACAAUUACAGUUGAAGCAAGGCGCGCGAGGAAAAGAACCUCUUCCAGUAUGAUACCAAAACCUGUCGCCCCGCCAAAUCAUCCCUUCGCAAGAUCCCAGCCGGAUCUUUCCCUUUCUUUCUUUCUUUUCU
Molecule: messenger RNA, 500 nt
Organism: Colletotrichum phormii
Lineage: Eukaryota; Fungi; Ascomycota; Sordariomycetes; Glomerellales; Glomerellaceae
Exons: 1
Coding region: 57-341 (94 amino acids)
Source: RefSeq, a predicted model, not a curated record